UGAUCUAAGCUGUUUAGGGCAUGAUGGGUGUGUGUGUGUGCGCGUGUGUGUAUGUGUCUGUGUGUGUAUGUGUGUGUGUCUGUGAAAGGGGGGCAGCAGAGGAGGACUUGAGCUGUAUCCGGCGACCUCAUCCCUGCAGGAUUACUGACACAGGAUCCCCCUGGCGCAGAAAUAGCUGGAACUCAAGGGCAAUCCGUCGGAAUAUCACAACUUCCACGCCACCAAUAACAGGAUGUUAAUGCUGGAUGGAAUGCCUGCAGUCAGAGUCAAAGCAGAACCUCUGGAAUCUGAACAAGGGUCUCCUAAAGUGCGCAGCUACCCUGAUAUGGAGGCGGUUCCCCUCCUGCUGAGUAAAGUGAAGUCCGAGCCGCCCGAAGACCUGCUCUCCUCUGACCACUUUCAGACCCAGACGGAGCCCGUGGACCUGUCCAUCAACAAGCCCCGCCCGUCCCCACCCUCCGCCACAGCCUCGCCUGUCGCCUCGGCCUUCUCGCCGUCCUCUUCUUCAUCGUCCUCGUCUUCGUCUUCGUCGUCGCCGUCCGUCAUCACCUCCACUGGCGGCAUGCCCUCGGUGCUCACGCCGGGCCCCCUGGUGGCGUCCCCGCCGUCGGGCGGUGGCGGAGGGGGCAUGAGGGGGCAGCAGUUUUUGCACAUCAUCCACCCGGUGCCCCCACCAGCCUCCAGCCCUGGCAAGAUGCCGCACGGGCACGGUCACGGGCACGGCCACGGCCACGGGCACAGCCACGUGCACCGCAUUCCCGUGGUGGUCCAGUCGGUGCCGCUCAUGUACACGACCGUGCGCUCGCCUGCCAGCCUCAACUCCACCAUCAUGCUGCCACUGCUGGACGACAACAAGAGCCACAUCAAAGCACACACAGACCCCAACGGCCUGUCGCCAAGACAUAUCAAGAGUGACAGCGAUGACGACGACCUGCCAAACGUGACCUUGGACAGUGUUAACGAGACCGGAUCCACGGCACUUUCUAUAGCGCGGGCUGUGCAAGACUCCAUGUCACCGUUUAGUAUUGAGAGCAUCCGACGUCCACAUCGAUCCGAGUCUCCCGACUCCAAGAAGAGGCGCAUCCACAGGUGUGACUUUGAUGGCUGCAAUAAGGUGUACACCAAGAGCUCCCAUCUGAAAGCACACCGGAGGACACACACAGGUGAGAAGCCAUACAAGUGCACGUGGGACGGCUGCACGUGGAAGUUUGCGCGCUCGGAUGAGCUGACACGGCACUACCGGAAGCACACAGGCGUCAAGCCCUUCAAGUGCGCUGACUGCGAUCGCUGCUUCUCCCGCUCCGACCACCUGGCCCUGCACCGGCGCCGACACAUGCUGGUCUGACCGGCGCUGCCCAGCGGACGGUCCACUUUGUCCCACAUACACACAUACAGACAGACAGACACACACACACACACACACACACACACUUACAACAGCACCCCUUAAUUACCGCCUUCCACACAUAAACACACACAUACACGUGGAUAUUCACACAUGCGGCGCUUUUUAGGAGAGCUGGAUCUCUCCCUUGAGAGGCUCAGCUGGGCUGAGCUUCAUUGAUGCCUCUGUGGUUUAUUUGGUCUGCGCUCACACUCAAGUGAGAUGGACAGAGGACGUCCCCUCUCUUAAACACAGACACACACACCUACACACACACACACACACACACACACAAUCACACACACACACACACACACACACACAUGCACACACUCACACACAUACAGUAAACACACACGCCCACCCAACUCUCGUGAAGCAGAGGCACAGCAAGCCAGCUCAGGUGAAAGGUCACCUUGCGCUUGGAGUUCCAGGAAAAAAAAAACAAUUUAAAAAGGAAGAAAAAAAAAACAAUCGUUCACCCUCUUCAGCACUGCUCGGAAAUAUUUGGUGUUUGUUUCCUGAAGGUAGCUGAGGACGUCAUUUGGGCAAACAGAUUUCUACAAAUUUCUAUUCCUCAGUUGAUUUUGGUCUUGUUUUAUUUUUCCUUCUUUUGGCAUCUUUUGCGUUGCUCCUGUUUAAGUGGCUGCUUCUCUGCAUCAUCAUAAUGUGAAGAACUCUGCGGAAUAGGAAAGACUUGUGUGUCACACUUUAUUGUUAUUAUUAUAUAUUUUUUUCAAAAACAAACUAACAACAACAACAACAACAAUAACAACAACAACAAAAACUUGGCCACAUUUCAGACCAGAUCCGGGCCCAAUCUGGGCCACAUGAACAGACACCACAGGGAGGACACGGGCGGGCUCCUCCAGAAACAGUAUUGUUGCACAAUCCCCCAUCUCCACCUGACCCACCCCGCACCUCCGUGUCUGUAGGCUUCACUGGGAGGCUGCCACUAGUCACCACAGGCACAGGGCAGUUCCCAUAGAGACAAGCGAGGCAUCGUUAUGGAAACACAUGAAAAAGGCACCGGCCACUGCUCCGCUUCAGCGGAGAGGACAUGCGGAGGUGAGGAGAAGAAGUGACACACACCACACACAGAAGGUCAGCAAAACAAACCAGCGAAUGAGAUUAUUACUAUAUUAUGUAUCUACAAAAGACACAGGCAGACAUUUACCCUCAUUACAGUUCCAUGGCAAUACAUUCUGUUCUUUAUGACUAUGGGUUGGAUUUUUCUUUGUAGCACACACAAGCUAACAGAUGACAGAUGCUGUGUUCACAAGACUACCAAUUCAGAAGCUUUCAACAGAGGCUACUUACUUAUCACAUUUUUUAUGUCAGAAGGAAAAAAAAAAAACACAAGACAUGUUAAUGGUGCAUUUUGUGCUGUGAUUAGCGAUCAGUAAAGUGCAAUCUCUUCAAAAGUAAAUAUGGUUUUCACUUUUUAGGAACGUUUUUGUUGUUUUAUGUUUGCUGUUUUCUUACUAUAUCUUGCUUGCUUGCUUUAAUAUACCAUCAAUGAAUACACACAUAAAACCAGUCAAUACAUGUUAAUUUCUCUUAUGUAUACCAACACCCCUUAGUUAAAGAAAUUUACUGGUCAGGUCAGCCGUCGGUAUUAAAAUAUACCAACAAAGGUUUCUUUGGUCUGAGUCUACAUGAUGAAAAUGAUGGUUUGGAGUCCUUCAUACACACUCUAGUGCCCAUAUAUCAGUUUCAAUCAGAUAAUGAGCAAUACUAAGCCCUUACCAGAGCAAUUUCCAUCCAGAGUAUGUGCCAGUAGGCUAACUCUAGUUUCUUGGGGUCAUAGACAGUGGAAGAUGAAGAUGUCAUUGUUUGCAGUACAACUUUCACUUUUGUUUCUGCCUCUCAUACACAUCUGAUUGCGUCAGAUUUGUUUGUGUUGGUUCUGGCCAAGAAAAAAUUUGUAUGAGGUUGCCCCCUGUUGGUAUGACUGGUGUACUGCAUCUGAAUGAAACAAGGUGGAACAUUUCAGGGGUUUUGACUCUAGUUUAUUAUUUAAUGGUGGAACAUUAUUGUAAGGGAUUCUUGAUUUUGCUUCCAGAUUCUUCUUCUGCUCAGUCUUGCUUCAGCAUACAGUACAUGCCCUCCAGUGACAGAUGGGCUGGUAGGGAUCACUCCUUCACCAUGUUUGGUGCUGUGUUGAAGAAGACAGAGCAUUGUGUGGGAAAAUCAGUACACCAAACUAGUAGGAAAAUUCAGCACACUGACCUAAUGUGUGUUUUGGCUACAGGACAGAGCCACACAUGUAAUACUGUUCUAUGUGGUUCUGGUAGCUCUCUUACUGUGGACGUUUCCUCUGUUCCUGAGCAGUAAGCAAGCAUACAAUCACAAGGCACUGACAGUACACCACUAUGUCAGAGUCCUUGUUUGAAAGUAAUGAAGUGAAUGCCUUUUUGAGCCAUAUCAAUAACGCUGAGUUGUCAUCUAAAUAACUGUUGUCUGAAUUGGGUGUCAGUGUUGCUGUUUAAGUAACCACACACUACAGUGUCAAUGUGAAGAUAAUAUCCUAAAAGCAAUACAGUAAGCUUGAACAAAAAUGUGUAAUCUUGCUUUUAUGAUCUACUCUUAUCUAACAUGCUCUGGUCAAACUAUUGAAUAAUUUCUGAAUAAUAGCAAGUAGGGACAUCUUUUAUACCAACCCCAUUCUCACUCAUGUCAUAUUGUUAGUUAACUAAAGGUGGUAUGAGUCCAAAACAGAUCACUGUGCAUAGUAACCCAGACAUCAUCUGCCAUGCUGGCAGAUAUUCUGAAGAGUCCCUCAAAUCCUCUGGUUCACACGCACUUUUGGAAAGGCCAGUAAGAGAAAGAGCAGGAAAGCCCACAGGGUAUCGAAAGCACCUUGGAGAACAACAGUGUAGGCCACAGAUAUGUCGUUCAAGCACAUCAGUAUGCAGAUUUUGCUUCCUGAUGUUUUUGUUUUUUUGACCUGAUGUUUUCCCCCUGCAUUUUAAUCAAAUCAGCCAAUGAGUUCCUGGUGGGCCCUCCAAUGAUGUGGUUUCAUAAGGUAGUGUUACAUAAGCAGACUUUCCUAAACUGAGCUAACAGGGAAAGAGAUUACAUCGAAGAUAACAUAUGACCAACUGGUUUGUCACUCUUAGUGUUAUGAAGUAUUAUCUAUUUCAUGUUAUGUUGUUAUAUAUCUACUUGUGUACACGUGAGUAUCAGUUGUAUUGCCCAGCGGGUAAGCAUAUCAUCAGCACCUUGUUUUUUAUAAACUAUGAUUUCGGGGGAAAAAGGAUUUCAGUUAUGGGGGAGGGGAUGUUCAAUCCAACGAUAUUGCCGCUAAUUGCCAUCAAGUCCCAAUAACUUAGCGGUUGAAUACCUUGAUUGAGUUACACAGUGACACAAAAAUGACCAGUAAUGUAUUUUAUAUUCAUAUACUGUACUCUCUGCAAUGCCGGGCACUUCAUCUUUGCAUAUAACUAUUUUCCUGUAAAAAGUGAUCUUUUGAAAAUGUUGUAAUAUAAGUGAAAAUGAAAAUGGAAGUUAUAAAAUCAGAUUUAUAGGCUGUAAAUACCUAUGAAAAUAAUAGGGCUUUUCAUUUCUUUUUUAAUACAAGAAAAUACCUUUAUACGUAUGCAGAUUUUGAGACAUUUGAUUUAUCUAAUUUGAUAUAAAGUGGGGCUAUUAUUGAUUCAUACAGGUUUACCUUGUGAAGAACACAAUUGUAUUGAUAAAAAUAAAAUGUGACAGAACAAUCCAACAAAUGGUUCAUUUUCAGACAGCAGAUUCUGUGUUUGAGAAUCAUUGCUUUCACAGAAUACUCAUUGAUACGUGGUUUGUUGUACAGAUGCACUAUUGAGAUCAUUGUUCUUUUCAGGAAGUUCAAAAGAAACAAAAGUAAAUAAAAUAUUGAUAUACCAAAUGCAUCACAAAUUUUAUACACACGAAAGUGCACUGUGUACUUAUUGGGGAUCUGUUAUAUCUGUGAUAUUAACACAGUGUAAACAUAUCUUUGCUUUGUGGCCAAUCUAAUAUGAUCUCAGCUCUUUGUUUUGUGCUGUUUUUCACAAAAGCAUUGAUGUUCUUGAAUUACAAAUGUGAGUGCAUCAAUAGACAGAUGUUCCACACACUGUAGGUUCAUGCAUUCCUUAAAACAUUCUGGCCUUCAAACCAUGUUUUUUUUUUUUUUUUUUGGAGCAUAAUUUUGUAACGGCAAGCAGGGUCAAAGUUAUGCAAUAAUUAAUAGUGCCUCCUUUAACAGUGUAUUACCUAAAUGUAUGCACAUGAGAGAGAGAGAGAAAGAUAAAUCAAAUGACAACAGAUCAAAUCAAAAAUAUUGUUACAAAAGUAAACUUCUCUCUUGUGAAGGUCCCCAGAGUAAGAGACAUUUUCUAAGCACACACUCAUUCUCUUACACAUGGACACGCAUGGGAACCAACACACACAUUAACAAACAGCUAACCCCUUAACACCUUUAGUCAUUUCUUUCGUUUUCCCCAGUACACUGAAAGCCUUAUCUAUUGCAUCAGUACAGCAAAGAUGUAUGCCAGCUGUGAACACCCAAUGAUUCACCCUUUGCUUUUCCUCUUCCUUCACCAUACUGUAUUUGUCUCCUAUGGAAGCUGCAUAUUAUUUGUAUGGAUGUAUUUACACGAAAGUGCACUGUGUAGACCUCAAAAGAAGAUUAUGGUAUUGUUAGGCUUCUAGUUUUUACCUCUCCAGUGUUGCACAUUUGCAUAUCAUUUUUCUUUUUUUUUUCUUUUUUUAUAUAUUGGUAUACAAGGCAUCCCCUUACAAACAGUAUCUUUCAAAUUGGUUAGUUUUAGACUUGGUUGAACUACGUUUCAUUAUGUACAAUGUUGUACUGCCGUUUUCACACGGAAACUUCUAUUGAAUGUGCUAAGAUGGAUACCAAUCCAACCUUUGAACAGCUCCUCUGUGAAUGAACCGUUCUGAUUUUCUUUCUUGUCAGUUUCUAUCUGUACAAUAUUGCGUUGUCAUCAAGUCUAUUUUUUUUCACAUUUGAAUUCUUAGUUAAUCCAAUGCCUUUGGUUAAAAUGUUACUGAUGUUCUGUAAUUGUUGUUGUUGUAUUUAUGUAUAGUGUGUGUAUUGUAAAUAUAUUCAGAGCUUUUUGUUUUACUGUAAAGUUGUGAUAUAUAGUAUAUAUAUAUUUUUUGCCCUGCAGCGCUUCAAAGGGAUUCCCCUUAUCACUGAGUCCAGUCUAAUGAUCUAAAGUCCCCAAUCUUUACAGAGGUUGAAGGAAAGCGUUUCUUAUUUCUUUUUACCAUCAUUUCAUUCUCCAAAAAAAGAAGUCUGAAUAUUCUGUCUGUGCUUUUGCUUUUUCUCUGUACUUUUGUUCCAUAUGGAUUGAGCUGUGAAUUAAAAUUGAGUUCAAACAUAUACAUGUAUAGUAAUUUGAAUGGAGGCAUGAAGUUAAAUAAAGUUGCAUUUUGUAUGGAAAUCGUGUCUCCGGCCUCCCCUUCCAUUGCUAGUGUACUUGAGUUCACCUGGCAAGCAUUGCAUUGUACCCCAAGCCUCAAUAGGGGCUUUAAAGGAUUAGCCCUAUACAAUGAAACCAAACAAUAACUUUCAGAGUGAGUGAGUCACUCUAUGGAUUUGUCCAGUGAAACCAGAAAACUGUUUGCACUUGGCACAAACUAGAUGGCUGCGGAUCAUUUCACACUAGUGGAAUCAUGUCAUGGGAACUGAGCAAGCACUUCUCCAGAGUGUGGGACCUGAUCUAGUAUGGCUCCUUCUUGCCCCUGGGGCCGUUUGUCACCUGAUGGAUGGACAAACACUUGUGUCUUCAGCUUUUGUGCUGUCAGGGAUCUCCUUUUGUUCUGCAAAAAUAUAAAUAAAUAAACUCACUGCUAUCCAAGCAGAAGAGACUUGGCUCAAGA
Molecule: messenger RNA, 7252 nt
Organism: Alosa sapidissima (American shad)
Lineage: Eukaryota; Metazoa; Chordata; Actinopteri; Clupeiformes; Clupeidae
Gene: klf12b
Product: Kruppel-like factor 12b
Exons: 6
Coding region: 233-1345 (370 amino acids)
Biological process (GO): regulation of transcription by RNA polymerase II
Molecular function (GO): RNA polymerase II cis-regulatory region sequence-specific DNA binding; DNA-binding transcription factor activity, RNA polymerase II-specific
Source: RefSeq, a predicted model, not a curated record